Molecule: messenger RNA, 736 nt
Organism: Cannabis sativa
Lineage: Eukaryota; Viridiplantae; Streptophyta; Magnoliopsida; Rosales; Cannabaceae
Product: calcium-binding protein CML37
Exons: 1
Coding region: 47-490 (147 amino acids)
Molecular function (GO): calcium ion binding
Source: RefSeq, a predicted model, not a curated record
UUUAGCCAUAAUUAACUCACACAAAGAGUAAGAAGAAGAAAAAGAAAUGUGUAGCUACACCAUGCAUGAUGAGCCACUGCUUGAGAGGGUUUUUGAGUACUUCGACAAGGACAAGGAUGGGAAGAUAUCCCCAGCUGAGCUGCAGAGCUGUGUUAGAGCCACAGGGGGAGAACUCUCACUAGACGAGGCUACAGCAGCUGUGGAGUCGUCGGACAUGGAUGGGGAUGGCCUAUUGGGUUACCAUGAGUUCGUGAAGCUGAUGGAGGGGAGUGGAGAAGAUCAGGAAGAGAAGAAAAAGGAGCUGAGAGAGGCAUUUGAGAUGUAUGAGAUGGGUGGGUCGGGUUGCAUAACGCCAGCUAGCUUGAGGAACAUGUUAUCUAGGCUCGGUGGCUCACAUUCUCUUGAGGAUUGUAAGGCUAUGAUUCGAACCUUUGACAUCAAUGGAGAUGGGGUGCUCACCUUUGAUGAGUUUGCUGUUAUGAUGCGCUAACACCAAAUUAAACACCACUAUUUCUUUCAUUCAUAUAUAUUAUAUAUAUAUGCUUUCAUUAUUAAUUUAAUUUAACUGUGUACAUUAUAACAAUGCUAAUAUUAAAUAAGUAUAUAUAUAAGUGUGUGUGAUUCUACAAAGAUUUCUAUUUCUUCUUGUUUUUUUUCUUUGUAUACUCUCAAAUUCCGCCAAAAGGUUUCAGCUUGGUGACAGUACCAUAAAUUAGAGCCUAAUAUUUUUCUUUCA